AAACAAAAAUCUUUAAUAAAAAGUGGAGUGUUGUGGAAAACCAAUUUAUCGUUGGAACUAUUUUGUGAAACAUCAAUCAAUAUGGAAAAUUAUAUUUGGCAGAAUUCAAACCCGAUUCAAUGCUAUGUAUCCUUGUUUAUUCCCUCAAAGGAUUCCAACACUUUUAAUGCAUACCACAACGAUCUAUGUAUUAGCAUAAAACACGAAUAUAGACAACAUAUAGGGUCAGAAAGUUGUACCCAUGAUAUUUGCGUGGCAGGUGGCUCUCGGCAGCUGCCUCUUGUGGCAAAUGUCAAAGGCCCAGAUAGUUUACAAGCUAAUUAAAGUCGAGUGUGAGGGAAAUCCGGCGCGAGUGACAAAUAUUUCCUGCCGUUUGAAGGCGAUCAAUUGGAAUCUGGCGGUGGCGAACUUGGACUCUUAUUUGACUGUGACUAUGAUAAAUCCACAUAUUAGAGCACAGAUCUUUAAAAAGGAUUAUAGCAACCAGUUCCAACCAUUCCUAGUUGACGUUAGCUUUGGCCUUUGCGACGUGAUCGCAAAAAAGAGCUAUUUACCCUAUGCCGUCAUGGUUUGGAAGCUGUUAAAACGAUAUUCCAAUAUAAACCACACAUGUCCCUAUUCGGGUCAGUUAAGUGUACAAAAUGCAUAUCUGGAAACUGGUCUACUUCCACCAUUUCCACUUGGUUUCUUCCAAUUCCGUUUUACAUUCUCGGACUCCAAUUCUACCAACAGCGAGAUUGUGGGCAACAUAAAGUUUUACUUUCAAGUCAUGGAGCCAAUAAAAAUCGCCUAA
This is a messenger RNA of Drosophila suzukii, 793 nucleotides long. RefSeq lists its product as uncharacterized. The record is from RefSeq and is a predicted model, not a curated record. NCBI's taxonomy places the organism in Eukaryota, Metazoa, Arthropoda, Insecta, Diptera, Drosophilidae.